This is a messenger RNA of Gadus chalcogrammus (walleye pollock), 853 nucleotides long. RefSeq names its product coenzyme Q7 homolog, ubiquinone (yeast) (gene coq7). Gene Ontology annotation, molecular function: 3-demethoxyubiquinol 3-hydroxylase activity. Gene Ontology annotation, cellular component: nucleus; mitochondrial inner membrane. Gene Ontology annotation, biological process: determination of adult lifespan; regulation of reactive oxygen species metabolic process; ubiquinone biosynthetic process. Lineage: Eukaryota; Metazoa; Chordata; Actinopteri; Gadiformes; Gadidae. The record is from RefSeq and is a predicted model, not a curated record. The transcript is spliced from 6 exons. Bases 138 to 776 code for a protein of 212 amino acids.
GCGACUUCAUGACGUCAUACGCCUGCGCCAUGUUAUCCAAUAACAGCCAUAACAGCCCACCUCAAUGACAUGGGUUGUUCUGAUCUGUAUCUUGUACAGUUUAUGAAAAUAUAAUUCUGAAUUAUAAGCAUUUUAUCAUGUUGAAGGGGACAGUGAAGACGGGCUCCCGCGUUUUCAGCACAUCUUUGAUGAGACAAUGUGUCUGUAAAGACGCUCGCGCGUACAGCGUCCUCCCGGUGCCGCGAGACGAGGAGGAGGAGGCCAUGCUGCACCGGAUGAUGCGCGUGGACCACGCCGGAGAGUACGGCGCCAACCGCAUCUACGCCGGUCAGAUGGCCGUGCUCGGGCGGACCCAGACCGGCCCGCUCAUCCAGCACAUGUGGGACCAGGAGAAGAGACACCUCGCCAAGUUCAACGAGAUCCUGGCGGAGAACCGAGUGCGGCCCACGUUCCUGCUGCCGCUGUGGAACAUCUCUGGGUUCCUGCUAGGGGCGUCGUCGGCCCUGCUGGGGAAGGAGGGGGCGAUGGCGUGCACGGUGGCUGUGGAGGAGAGCAUCUCGGAGCACUACAACAGCCAGAUCAGAGCUCUGAUGGAGCAGGACCCCGACAGAUACACCGAGCUGCUGCAGGUGAUAAAGGAGUUCAGAGACGAGGAGAUGGAGCAUCAUGACACAGGAUUGGAACAAAACGCUGAAUCUGCCCCUGGAUACUGGCUGUUGAAAGCUGUCAUACAGCUGGGCUGUAAGGCAGCGAUACGUGUUUCUGAACGGGUUUAAUCGCAUUUUGUAUAAAUAUGUAAAGAUAUUCUGAUAUGAAUAGAACUAUCAUACUUUGUUUUUGUAUGACAAUUUGA